AAUGACUCCAGCAUAUUGGUUCCCGGCUUGCUAAUUUUACUUUUUUCCCGUUUUUGCAAAAAUAAGAAAAUUUGCUCCCGUGCAAAACAAAUUCCUGUUUUAAAAUGCUUCGUCAAUUUUUUAAGAAGAUGGUAAGUGGUGAAAGAAGUGUUGUGAGCAUACAUAGGUGCAUCAGGGCAAACUAUUGUACAAAUGAUGAAAAAAAUUUGGAGGCAGUACACGAGGAAAAACCAGAGGAAAAACCAAAAGGAAGUGAAUUAUCAUUUUGCAAAGUGCAAUGUAUUGGAAGAGUGGGUUCACCACCAAAAGAGGUAGAAACAAAAAUGGGUCACACAUUUGUUAGUUUUAGGAUUGGAUGUGGAAAUGAUAGUGAAACAAAAUGGCAUACAGUCAACAUAAAUAAUCCAGGAUUAGCAUCUUUGGUGUUGAAUAGAAUGCAUGUUGGAGACAGAGUGUAUGUUGGUGGGAAAUUGUCAUAUACUGAUGGUGAACUCUAUAACAAAAAUUACAGAAUCUACGCAAGUGAGGCAUAUGUAUUGAACCAUAGCAGGAAAUAUUGGGAGGAACAAGAAAGAAGGUCACAUGAUGAUGAAUCUGAAAAUGAUGAAUCUAGAACAGAUGCGAUGACUUCGUCUUACAAUGAUAAGCAUUGAAAAUCUCCGGAAGACUUCAUUUACCAUUUGUGUUCACCAAAUCACAUUGUUAUGUUUGUGCUGUUAAAGAUUUGUCAUCAAUUUUUUUAUGUUAAAAAAACAUCUUAUAUCAUUGUCUACUAUGUUAAGAUAGUGCAGGUUGUAACUGUUUGAUGACACAUUGUUGUGAUUUGUUGAAGUUUAAGAAGUUGGGUAUGCCAGUAUUAAUGUAUACAUUAGUCUAAUGUUCCUGGAAGAGAGAGCAUAUAGUCACCACCUUUCUGUCUGUCUGUCUGUCUGCAUACACUCAGAUGACACAGCACUAAAUCAUGUGUUCAUUCCAUAAAGAUUUGCAAAGAUUUUGUUGAUGGCCCCUUUUGAUUUUAAGGUCAUAGAUCAGUCACUCUGGCCCUGGCCACUAAAGGCUUAUCCAAUGAAUCACUGGAAAAACCCUUUGGCCUACAGUCCACAUAUAUCACGUGGAGGUUGGACUAGAAUAUGGCUCUACUGAUUUUGAGGUCAUUAGCUCAAAGGUCAAUGUCAGCUUUGCUUUGUCCACUGAAAGCUUAAUCAAAAAUAACUAGAAAUAACUAGAAAAAGCUUUGGCCUACAGCUAUAUAUUUGGUCAUGAGAUUGGUCAUGUCAUAACUAGAUGAUGACAGAACCCUUUUUAUUUGAGGUCAUUAGCUCAAGGUCAUAAAUUAAAUACUUUUCUCAUCAAGAAUGAUCAAAGAUUUGUGAAACUUAAAAGUUAUAAUGCUAAAUGUUUAAUAUAUUUUGUAUAUAUAUAUAUAUAAAACUUUACUUUUAUAAAAAUAUUCAUAUGUAUAUAUGUCACUAUGACAGAAAUGAAGAAGGGGCAUGAGUGUCCUAUGUACACAUUUUUAGAUCUUUUUUUUUUUUUU
Molecule: messenger RNA, 1537 nt
Organism: Ruditapes philippinarum (Manila clam)
Lineage: Eukaryota; Metazoa; Mollusca; Bivalvia; Venerida; Veneridae
Exons: 6
Coding region: 105-653 (182 amino acids)
Biological process (GO): positive regulation of helicase activity; mitochondrial DNA replication
Cellular component (GO): mitochondrial nucleoid
Molecular function (GO): single-stranded DNA binding
Source: RefSeq, a predicted model, not a curated record